AUGGAAUCGGUCGCUGACGGCACAACGCCGGCAGUACCUCCGACAGUCGGUCCCGUGGACAGCACUGCCUCGGUGACAAAUCCCAUCAAACGGAGAAUUGACAAACUCGUCGCCAGUAAAUUACAUAAUGAUCCCGAGUUUGUGAAAGUUGUGGACUAUGUGGCUCCUAUGGUGGAAAAUCUUGACAUACACACGGAACGUCGCCUUCUUCGAAAUUUAGAAAAGCAACAGAUGAAACUCAAUAGGGAAUAUUUGCAGGAGUUUGAAAAGUACUAG
Cooperia oncophora is the source of this 276-nucleotide messenger RNA. Lineage: Eukaryota; Metazoa; Nematoda; Chromadorea; Rhabditida; Trichostrongylidae. The record is from the annotation of a GenBank genome assembly.